CUCACCAGAUCUCUUCGCCACUACAACCCACCGUGUCAACUCUCGUUCAAUCACCAGCGAUUAAGCGUGUCUCUCCUAAUACCAAAACGCUACCGUUUUGCUCUUUUAUUUCUCUAUGGAUUGCAAGAAGCGAGUUCGGGAUGACUCGGACGAGUCAGUUCUGGAAUCGCCCGAGGCGAAGCGACUCAGGGACGAUUUACUCGAGUUCUUCGACGACGCCGACGACGCACCUUCCUCUCAGGACCUUGACUCCGUCAUGAAGAGCCUGCAGGAGGAGAUUUCCGGCGUGGCCUCAGAUUCCGGCGAGUCUCAGGCGCAGAUCGGGUACCUUCUGGAGGCCUCCGACGACGAGCUAGGUCUUCCACCCGCCGGAAACUCGUCGGCGCCGGAGGAGAAGAACGUGGAGACCGAGUUGGUCCGAGUCGCGUCUGACUCGUCCGGAAUCGGCGAGUUGUGGGAGUUUGAGGAACAGAUUCCGAGAUACGACUCGUUUGAUUUGGGAAUGGGAUUUGGCUAUGAGUGUGAUACGACCGAAUACGCUGCGUUUGGUGGACUUUUCGAUCAUUCGGAUUUGUAUUAUGACUCGUGGCGGCACGAGACCUUGCCAACACAAUAGAAGAUUUAAUGAAAACAAAAGGAAAAAAAGGGUUUUAGAGAUGUAAAUAUUUUCUUCUCUCUCAGCUUUUUGUUUUUUUUUUUGUUCCCUUCUCUUGAUGAAGGGAAUUACAGAAGAAAGAUUAUAAAGCAGGACAUAGGAUAACAAGAUGCAAAGGAAAUUGCUUCUUUAUAUAUUUAUAUUUUAAUAUUUUAUAUUAUUAAGGGAAUGCUUCUGGCUAGAAA
This is a messenger RNA of Glycine soja, 840 nucleotides long. RefSeq lists its product as uncharacterized. The record is from RefSeq and is a predicted model, not a curated record. The transcript has a single exon. Lineage: Eukaryota; Viridiplantae; Streptophyta; Magnoliopsida; Fabales; Fabaceae. The coding region runs from base 116 to 616 and encodes 166 amino acids.